GCAAAAGCAGGGUAUCUGAGGCGGGAAAAACACAACACAUCGGAUGACCUAGCACGAAUAGAACCAAAGGUAGGCAUUUCCAUUUCUUUUUUUUUUUUAGGUGAACAAAGUGUGCUCUAAAAUUAGAAUGACAUGAAAGGAUGUUGAAGCGAAAAAAGGGCGUGGGCGGGGAAUAGUUUAAUCAGACCUAAUUCCGAACUGAUGAUUUUGAAUUUUAGCUUUCAACUCCCAUUAUUUUCCUACUAUUUGCUUUGAAAUCUGCUCAACCGAGUGAGGGAUCCCAGUCUAAAGCUCAAAAAAUAUCCGAGGCUGGAGGGUCUAUUUGUAUCGGCCUAUUUACCUUUUUUUUGUGGAUCGAGUGUCUUGUUGGGUGUUGUCUCGCCUAGAAUAUCUGUAGCUGUCGUAGGCGGGCUCCCCAUUUGUCCCAUUCCUAAGGCCUUUUGGUGUGGUGCAGUUGUGGAUUAGGUGUUCGAAGUUGGUCUGUCGUCGAUACUGUCUCCCAAUUUCCGGUUCUGGUUUCCUUGAUUGAGGUCUUUCAUUACUACACUCGCACCCUCGUUAACCACCCCACCCUCAGACGGCGUCCCCGGGAACCACCAUGCGUUCACUGAUAUUCCUGUUCCUCAUUCUGGCGGCCAUAUGUGGGAGCGGUCGGGCUGCGGAUGCGGAGGUAUCAACUUGUGCGGUUGGGUGUAUGAAGAAUGUUAAUGUCACGGCUACUCAGACUGUGGGGGAGUUUUGUCUCUCUUCAAUGGCGCAAGCGAAUAAGACCAAGCUGGCAUUUCAAAUGUGCAUGUUUGUCUCGCAAUGUCCCGAACUUGCUAAUCCCGCUCAGCUCCCCACCCUGAUAUUCGAUUUCUGCGAAUCCGUCAUCACCUCAGAUGGUAAACUUCUCGGUCGCCUCCUGAAACUCAACUCGACAGCUGUACCAUUGACCAGAGAUAACCGAAUGGUAGUAGGCUGGUUCGUCCAAAUGGUCAUUGUGGUCAUCUUUCUACCCCUCUUUGUAUGGAACCGCGACCAACGUAUCAUCCGAUUCCGCCACUGGUCCAUGUGCGUCACGACCGCAGUGUGGUUAUUGAUCUACAUUGGGCUCGUUGCAUUCUUCUACACCGCCUUAAGCGAUCUAAGAUCUGUAUCGGAGAGAAAGAUUCGGAUGUGGAUUGGGGCCAUUCUCGUGUCGUUCUCGUUGGCAAUGCCAGGGUUUUAUGCGUUGAUUUUGACCCAUUACUUUCUGGACAAAGCACAGCGUCUUCGAGCCAUCCUUCGCGCUGAACUACCCCAGGUCUACCAUUACGACCGCGUCAGCCAAACGUCCACCCCCAAAAACUCUAUCCCAGAAGAACCCAAAAUCUCAGCAGCUGCGCCGCCUCUUGGCAAGAAACAACAUAGUCAAAUCUACCAACCUCAACACGACCAGCUCCAUAUCACGGCUACCAGGCUUCGCCGUGUGAAUUUCUGGGCCCAAGAGCGCAUGGCAUUUGUGUACUACUUUGUGACUGCAAUCCCCAUGUUGUGCUUUUUGGCUUGGUUGAUGAGCGUCAAAUGGGGCCAACCGGAUUUUGAAGAAUACACCGUCUGGGUGUUUUUGUGGCAGAUUUUGGGAGCGGAUCUGUUGAUUUUGGGCUUGAGAGUGCCUUGGGUGAUGAUGGGUGACAACAUGGCAAUCAAGUGGCAGAUUUUGGUCACCGCUAUUGUAAUGACCUUCAAUAAAGGAUGGACGGCCUACGAUUACUACAAUCACUCGCAAGCAACAGCGGAUGGUUUGGUCUGGCUGGCCGUCUUUGCCCCAAUAUUUUAUCAUGUUCUCCUCCUCGCCGCGCCCACAGUCGUCGCCCUCCUCCCCGAAUACCAAGACACAGUUCGAAAAACCCGAACGGGUCUCCUCUGGCUCACCCGCUCCUCUCACGGCGCCUCCUCCAUUUCCGAGAAUAAGGGCUCCAUGCAGGAUCUUCACGGUACAACCACAACCAUGAGUGUUCGCCAUGGAUCCAAGAGCGCUGCAGUCAGUAGAGUGGGACAAGAGGACACUCCAACACAACUACCUGUCAUGUCCGACACUAUCCGCAAAAUCACGACAUCAAUUUCUUCCACGGCUGUGAACCAGCGGACCAGUUUCAGUCAUCCCAUGCCUGCCAAUGCCGCGUCAACCGUCACGAGCCACCAGGCAGCCCAAGGAGCAGCUCAAAAGCGGAACCGAUCUACUUGUACCCCACCCACCCGCGAACUGGACCUCACCCUCGCACACCCCGCCAGUUUGUCCGCUCUUACAACCUUUGCAGCUCACGAGUUUUGCACUGAGAACCUCCUCUUUCUUGCCAAUGCCAUGGAUUACCGGCACAGAUACUCACGGUUUAACGGUCCCGAUCGCCAAAAGUACGCACAGAACAUCCUCUAUGACUUUGUGAGGGCGGGGAGUACGAAUGAAGUGAAUCUUCCCAGUGGAAUUCGGAGAGAGAUUGAAAAGAAGUUGAAGGAGGCCCCGAUUAAGGGCGAUGAGUGGAGUGGCGAAAAACUGUUUGAUGAUGCUGUUGAGCAUGUCAAACAAAUGCUUGCAACAGAUAUUCUGCCACGAUACAAGCGGUCAAGGUUCUACAUCGAACCGGGCACGGGUGCAUGAAGAACGCUGUUCGUAUAAUGUUCCCGAGAGUGAGGGGUUGGGUUGUGGGCCGCACGGAUGGGAGUAAGAACAUAGAACACAACGUCAUCAUGUUCAUCUGUAAUUUUUAUUCUCUUUUACAUUUUUGUUUUAAAAAAUGUUCUUGGUUUUUUUUGGGCA
Messenger RNA from Spizellomyces punctatus DAOM BR117, 2779 nucleotides. RefSeq lists its product as uncharacterized. Bases 599 to 2620 code for a protein of 673 amino acids. NCBI's taxonomy places the organism in Eukaryota, Fungi, Chytridiomycota, Chytridiomycetes, Spizellomycetales, Spizellomycetaceae. The transcript is spliced from 8 exons. The record is from RefSeq and is a predicted model, not a curated record.